Aspergillus aculeatinus CBS 121060 is the source of this 5233-nucleotide messenger RNA. RefSeq names its product extracellular serine-threonine rich protein. The record is from RefSeq and is a predicted model, not a curated record. The coding region runs from base 102 to 5012 and encodes 1636 amino acids. The transcript has 3 exons. Lineage: Eukaryota; Fungi; Ascomycota; Eurotiomycetes; Eurotiales; Aspergillaceae.
UCGUAAGGUAUCUUGACCACUGAAGGAUAUCAGCCAUCUCCGUCUCUUCAUAGCAUCAUAAGACUUUACUCUCGCUCAGUCACUUCGCUUAUCUAUUCGCCAUGAGGGCCAUUGCCUCGGUCUCUCUUCUGGCUCUCGCCGGCGUGGCCCAAGGGUCAAGUGUGUGGUGGAACACCGACGAGAGCUUUACCAGCCCUGACAACACCAAGACGACCUGUUCUGAGCAGCAGCAAGCUGGGUUUGACUGGUCCGACCUGGCUGUCGGAUCCUCCCCGAGCUAUGCAGGCUUUGAGUUCUCGGGCUUCUCCGUGCGCAACAACUUCAGCACGGCUUCUAGCGCCAAAUCCAUCGUGGGAACACUCAACAAGGAUACCUCGACGGCUCCAGAGAUAUCCUCUGCAUCAAAGGACCAAGACUUCUCCGUCAAUGACUUCCAGCUUGCCACCUCCCGCACUGCUGACAUCCGCAUCGUUUAUGGCAUGGCUGAUGGUACCACCUGCAAUACCUUUGCUUCUGUCUCCGCCAACGGGUCCACUGUCGCCAAUGACCAGUGCGGCGGUGCCACCUCCGUGAGCUUUCUACUGGCUGAAGAGGCGAAUGUCGAUCUCUGCUUGUUGAGUGUGUACAGGAUUGGAUUCGACUGCUCUUCUGGUAAGGCGUCGACAGCAUCCAAUCCUUCCGACACUGCGUCUAGGCUCAAUGCGAGGGCGUACUCCGUGCCGCUCAUUCGGAAGGAUCGGACCACGCCUGCAGCCGUUGUGACUCCUGCCCCAGAGGCGCCGACCAACAAUCUGGCGACUUCGACGUACUAUAUCACCAGUGAAAUCGUGAUCACCAGCUGUGGCCCUUCGGUGACCAAUUGUCCAGCAGACUCCACCACGGUGAUAACGUCAACGAUCCCCGUGUCUACUGCCGUUCAUUCUGCCACAGAAACCUCCGCAGAUGAGUCUUCGACGGAGGUGCCAGAUGUUAGCUCUACCAGCAGCGUGGAGUCUAGCGUCGCUGUCCCUACUGCUACCUCUUCUAUCGAAACUGUCCCCGUCGAUACAUCUUCUGGCACGACUACACCAACUGUCACGCCUUCUAGCAGCGCGGUCCACAGCUUAACGCACUCCAGCGAAGUCGUCCCAACUAUCACACUGUCCAGCAGCACGUCUAGCUUUACGCACUCGAGUAGCGCGCUUUCCAAUACCCUUCCAUCUGGAAGCUUUCCUGUGGAGUUGACCUCUUCUCAGUUGAUCCACACGCCUACGUCCGCACCUGUAAUCACGCCAGGGCCUAGCUCCUCUGCUCCGGCUGCGGACAAAGUCACGGUGAUUACUUGGGUCACGGUGACAAGCUGCCCGGUGACUUCGACGGGUACCGUCAGUGGAACUCUGACCACCUCUGUGGGCACUACGCUUUCUACGGUGACUAUGACUUCAACAUCGACUAUCUGCACCAAUUGCAUUGCCCCAACCAGCGUUCCAUCAGGAGUGGCACCCAUCUCCUCAGGCCCUAUCUCGUCCGGUCCUGUCCCUUCAGCUCCCGUCACUACACCAGGGCCCAGUGUACCUGCAUCAAGCGUGGACAAGACUACAGUGAUCACCUGGGUGACUGUCACAAGCUGCCCGGUCACUUCCACAGGGACUGUCAGCGGCAAGCUGACUACUUCAGUGGGCACGACGCUUUCUACUGUGACCAUGACCUCAACGUCGACCAUUUGCACCAAAUGUAUUGCGCCAACAACUGUUCCGUCGGGCGUGGCGCCCAUCUCCUCGGGUCCUGUCUCGUCUGGUCCUAUACCAUCCGCUCCCGUCACCACACCAAGUGUGCCCGUCUCGAGCGUGGAUAAGACCACGGUGAUCACUUGGGUAACCGUGACCAGCUGCCCGGUCACCUCCACAGGGACUGUAAGCGGCAAACUGACUACGUCAGUAGGCACGACACUAUCUACAGUGACGAUGACCUCAACGUCUACCAUCUGCACCAAAUGCAUCGCCCCUUCUACCACUGUUCCUUCAGGCGUUGCUCCAAUCUCUUCGGGUCCAGUUUCAUCCGCUCCUGCCAAUACUCCUGGCCCAAGCGCGCCCAUCUCGAGUGUAGACAAGACGACCGUUGUCACUUAUGUCACACUGACUACAUGCCCUGUGACAGCAACGGUUUCUGAAGGCGGCUCUGUGAGUACUUCGGUGGGAACGACGGUGUCGACUGUAACGUUGACGUCCACUUCAACUAUUUGUACGAGGUGCAUUGCUCCGACGUCGGUUCCGUCGUCGAUUCCUGCUGUGACUCCGACUUCGCUCUCUACGUCGCUCACAUUGCCUCUUCCGUCUUCUGUGGCGCCUGUUUCAUCUGGUCCUGUUUCUACUGUCACUGGUGUUGUCACUGGGUCAGUCACUGGUUCAGUUACUGGGUCUGCUACUGGGUCUGCUACUGGGUCGGCUACUGGGUCGGCUACUGGGUCUACUACUGGGUCUGCUACUGGGACUGCUACUGGGUCUGCCACUGGGUCUGCUACUGGGUCUGCCACUGGGUCUGCCACUGGGUCUGCCACUGGAACUGCCACUGGCUCGGUCACCAGUUCUACUACCUCUGGUAUUGUUACUUCGGCUCCCAUCCCAUCAGGUCCUGUCUCAUCGGGACCCGUUCCAACAGGACCCGCGCCAUCGAGUUCUGCCCCAAUCACCAGUGUGGAUAAGACUACUGUUGUCACACAUACCACAGUGACUACUUGUCCUGUGACAUCGACAGUCUCCGAAGGUGGCUCUGUGUCGACAUCGGUUGGAACUACAGUUUCAACCGUCACACUUACUUCGACCUCAACUAUCUGUACCAGGUGCAUUGCGACAACAAUUCCCUCUGGUGUGGCACCUAUCUCCUCCGGUCCGAUCUCAUCGGGCCCAGCUCCGUCAGGCCCCGUCCCUGUCACUAGCGUGGACAAAACCACUGUGGUUACAUAUGUCACUGUCACGACUUGCCCUGUGACAUCGACGAUCUCCGAGGGGGGUUCCGUGAGCACAUCGGUGGGAACUACUGUUUCGACUGUCACCCUUACCUCGGUGUCGACCAUCUGCACGAAAUGCAUUGCUACGACAGUCCCCUCCGCUGUGGCUCCUGUCACAUCUGGGCCUGUUGCAGCAACAUCUUCAAGUGUGGACAAGACCACAGUCGUCACAAUCACCUCGGUGUCCACCAGCCCUGUGACCACUACGGUCUCGGCCGGCGGAACUGUCUCUACGUCGGUGGGGUCCAGUGAAUCAACAAUCACUAUUACAUCGGUGUCAACCAUCUGCACCAAGUGCAUUGCGCCUACAACAGUUCCCUCUGCUGUGGCUCCUGUUACAUCGGGUGCCAUUUCGUCAACCCUUUCGAGUGUGGACAGGACCACGAUUGUCACGAUAACUUCUGUUGCUACCAGCCCCGUGACAACCACUAUCUCUGCAGGUGGCACUGUAUCUACCUCGGUGGGCUCCACUGAGUCGACUGUAUUUGUCACCUCGACUUCGACCAUCUGCACGAGAUGCAUCACCCCCACGCCAGUUCCAUCAGGUACCUCACCUAUUUCAUCUGAGUUGCAUAGCACAACCACUGUAGUCACCUGGGAGACUUUGACAACUUGCCCGGUCACCACGGUCAUCACCUCAGGUGGUGUUCCUGUCACUUCGGUCACAAGUACUAUCUCGACGGUGACUCUGACCUCGGUUUCCACCAUCGCAACAUCUGUUGCUGUCAGUGUUCCCUCGGCCCCAGCUUCUGCCGUAACCGGCUUCCCUUCCGUGCCAACAGCCAGUGCUUCCACUGUGACCGUAACCACUUCAACUGGUGCUCCUUCUGGGCCCACAGGUGUCUUGCCCGUCUCUUCUCAAUCUCAGAUUACAACUGGGCCUGCUCCCACCGUGACGUCUUUCAUCUCCUCUGGUGGUCCAUCGGGCCCUACAGGUGUCUCCCCUGUUUCCUCUGAGCUUGAGAGCACGACGACAGUCGUCACUUGGCAAACAUUGACCACCUGUCCAGUGACUACAGUCAUUACUUCAAGUGGUAUUCCAGUCACUUCGGUCACCAGCACAGUCUCAACCGUGGUUUUGACCUCUGUCUCCACGAUCUGCCCCAAAUGCUCGGCCACUCCAACCGCUGUGGCUCCUAUCACGUCUGUUGAGAAGGCAACCACUGUGGUGACAUGGCAGACUGUAACAACAUGUCCCGUCACGACGGUGAUCACCUCUGCUGGACAGCCGAUCACCUCAGUCUCCAGCACUGUGUCUACAAUCACAAUGGUCGCGACAUCAACCAUCGCAAGGACGGUCGUGGUUCCCACCGGAGUUGCCCCCGUUACCGGGGUUUCCUCACCGGCUCCAUCUGCCUCGUGUCCCAGCGUGGUUCCCAAAUGUAUCAAUACAUGGCUCGAACUGGUCCCCAAGUGCACCUCGAACAGCGACUCGAGCUGCUACUGCCCCUCGGCGAAAUUCACCAAGAAGGUGAUUGAAUGCAUUCAGGCGUGGGGCUCCUCCGCGACAGAAGUCCAAGCCGGCCUCUCGUGCUUCACUGGACUCUGUGCAGCCUGGGUGCCCCAGAACCCCGGCAUUGUCACAAAUAUCCCGUCCAGCAUCACGCUAGGCCCGACCCCCGUCCCCAGCGGCGUCGCGCCCGUCAGUGGUCAAGGCACCCAUACUGGAACCAGCGUCAGGCUGACCAGCGGACCUGCUGCUGCUGCUCCCUCAGUUCCCUGCACCACAAUCACCUACUCCACCUGGACAGUGACCGUCCCGCAAGUCGUAUUCACAACUGCUACAGCCAGCUCAAAGACAACGAUCGGUCUGAUCCCCGGGGGCGGUUCCCCAACAUCGACUCGGUUGCCGAACCCCUGGUUCCCAUCUUCCUCAGCCUGGAUCUCCCGCUCAGGCACCCCCACCCCGACCCCGACCCCGUCGCCGAGUUACACACCCUUGUGGUCGAAUACCGGUGCAACGCUGGGUGUAUCCUGGACGUGGUGGGUGGCUGUUGUUCUGGCUACGAUCAUCGGCUUGGCCUAGUCCAGUUGGCCAAUGUUUCAUAGUCAUGUUUAGUAAAAUAGGAGCGCAAACAAAUCUGGCAGGUUUCUUUUCCCGUUGAGCUCGGUGGUUAUUGUUUUCUUUUUGUUCUCAUUUUGAAUCAGGAAGCAGUUUAGUCCAAGACGGUCAAUGUACUUUAGCUUCGAUUUCUAUUCUGCACUCAUAAUUUACUAGUGUGUAAUACUUGAUCUACUUCUUCUUGC